AUGCCUGGGGUUGGAUCAACACCUGGCGCGCCCUCCUCACCCGAUCACUCGGAUUCGGAGGAAGAGUUCGACCUCUUUGAAGAUGACGCAGACUCUGCCUCGGCCGAUUUCAGACAGCAACUACUGGACAGCGCGGACCAAGCCCGGCGUGCAAAGCUUGCUGAGCUUCCACCGUCCUCGGAACGGACCUGUGCUCACAACCGGGUGGCCUACAUCCUUACAUCAGCACAGCGCCUUCAGCCUACCAUACUAGGAAACAUAUUCAGCGCCCAAGAUUGCGAAUUGGUACUCAACUCGGUUGCUGACUACGUCCAGCGUCGGGGUGGUCUACAGACCGACCGGCACGAGAAGUUCGCGACGACGGACGUGCCUGUGUCAGAGUUGACACGGCAAUUCGACGACUCUUCUGUCCUUGGAAAGAAGACCGCGGGCGAUGUGAUCCAGGAAUGGGUUUCGGAAAGGAUUUUGACCCGGAUGGCCAGCGCGGCUGGGUUCAGACCCCAGGAUCUUGGCCUGAAGGAUUUGUUCGUUGUCUGCUACGCUGGGUCAGAUGAAUCGAGCUCUAGAAAGCAGGUAGAUGUGCCAGUAUACCCUAUUCCCUCGAAGCAAGCAUCGCUUUCACUUCACAGUGAUGGGUGUCUUUUGAGUUUCUCGCUCCUGCUCAAUCAUCAUGACGCCUUCGAGGGCGGCGGCACGUUCUUCAAGGGAAGUGGGGAGACCUUUCUCGUGGAGCAGGGCGGGCUGCUCAUGCAUGACGCUGGACUGGAGCAUGCCGGCGCCAAAAUCACCAGUGGACAGAGGAUCAUCCUUGUCGGCUUUGUGGAGACUGUAGACGUGCUGAAAACCAAGCAGCGCUGGGAAAAGCAAAUCAGUCGUCAGCGACAGGAAAGGCCGAUUCCAAAUGCAUAA
Messenger RNA from Diaporthe citri, 909 nucleotides. RefSeq lists its product as uncharacterized. NCBI's taxonomy places the organism in Eukaryota, Fungi, Ascomycota, Sordariomycetes, Diaporthales, Diaporthaceae. The record is from RefSeq and is a predicted model, not a curated record. Bases 1 to 909 code for a protein of 302 amino acids. The transcript is spliced from 2 exons.